Molecule: messenger RNA, 1672 nt
Organism: Helobdella robusta
Lineage: Eukaryota; Metazoa; Annelida; Clitellata; Rhynchobdellida; Glossiphoniidae
Exons: 5
Coding region: 170-634 (154 amino acids)
Biological process (GO): mitochondrial fragmentation involved in apoptotic process; mitochondrial fission; autophagy of mitochondrion
Cellular component (GO): peroxisomal membrane; mitochondrial outer membrane
Molecular function (GO): protein binding
Source: RefSeq, a predicted model, not a curated record
AUUUCUAGACAUCGAAAACCCAGCUGAUUUGUCGUAAUUUAUAGUUAGGUAAUUAGUGAAAAUAGUAACAAUUUGUUAGUUUUAGUAUUUGAAAAAAAUUAAAUUAGUUGACAAAAGUAAUAAUUUAUAUUUGUUUUAAUUAUUUUUUUGAGUUAUUUUCGCCAACGACAUGGAUCCUAUUUUCGAAGAAAUUAUUAAUCCGGAGGAGCUGGCCAGUUUUCGAAAAAAGUUCAUUAAAGAAAAAACGGAAAACCAGCUGACAGCAGAAACCCAGUUUAGCUUUGCUUGGUGCCUUGUUAGAAGCUCAAACAAAUCAGAUGUACAAUUAGGCAUACAGCUUUUGGAACAACUAUACAAACAAUCAAAGGAGGAGAAUGAGAAGAGAGACUACUUGUAUUAUGUGGCAUUUGGAUACACAAGGAUUAAAGAAUAUCAGAAAGCAUUGAAGUUCACAAAAGCCAUGUUAGAAGUGCAACCACAAAACCACCAGGUUCAAAUCCUGCAAGAUUAUAUCAUUAAAAAGGAGAAAAAAGAUGGCCUGAUUGGUAUCGCUGUUAUCGGCGGGGUGGCUGCUGUCGGUGGAAUCGCAUUGGCCGGGCUCGUCGGCCUUGGAAUGGCUUUAUCGAAAAAAUAAAUCAUAACGACGAAAAUAACUUGUUAUAUUAUAGUUUUCAUUAUUAUUAUUUUAUUUAAAUAAUCAUUAUAAUCUUUAAAAUAAAUAACCACAGUAAUUUUAAAAAUAAAUAAUCAUUGUAAUUUUUUAUUUUCCAUCAUUAUUUUACUACUCAUUGAUGAGUUUUGCCAUUUUGUCUCAUUCUAUGGCUGAUAUUCAUUGCAUACAAUACACGGUCAUCAUUAAAUGAUGGUGACUCGACGAAAUUAAUCAACGUUAAUUAUUAUAAUAUUGUUUGUGCUUAUAUUAUGAGUAUAACCACACCAGAUGACCAAAUGACCAUUUUUAAUAGUAGUAGUUGUAGUUCUCAAUCAGAUCAAACUUUUUGUAAUUUUGUUUCUUCCUCAAUGUAUGCAACUAUAAAUUUUUGAUGGCUGAUCUCCAACCCUUCUGUACUAUCUUCAUCUCAUUUUUGUACCAUCUGACUGAAUAACCAAACGCCUGGCCUGAAAGAUACUAAAUAUAAUAAGGAUAACCUCUAGAAGUGGCCGUCGUUUGAUAGUUUUGUAUAUAAAAUAAUUUUUGGAUUUUGUUUAAAAUAUGUAGAAACAUGCAAGCAGGUACACAAACAAUCGCAUAUCAAUUGUUCAUAAACAUCAAAAAACUUUUCAAUUCAGAAAUUUACCAUCCACAUUUUUCACGUUGUGUUUCACAGUGUAAUUAACCAAUAAAUAAUAUAACAAAUAAUAUUUCUUGUUAGUCUUCCAGUACACUGUCCUCUCUCUCUCUUUCUUUCUUUCUUCCUCUCUUUCUCUUUCUUUCUCCCUCUCUCUAUCCUUCUCUCUCCUCUCACACGAACAUACAUAAAUUCGUAUUUGAUUUUAAUUCAUUAUUAAUGUCACGACAAACAUGCACACACACACAAACCAACUAUCACAUUUGUGAAUCUUGAAUAAAAUGACAUUAACAACAAUGACGUUAACAACGGUAUUAUUGUGACAUGUUUCAAUUACGCUAACUUUAUUUACACAUUUCAUUGAUUGAUUGAAUGAACGAAUG